This is a messenger RNA of Helianthus annuus (common sunflower), 1840 nucleotides long. RefSeq lists its product as uncharacterized. Lineage: Eukaryota; Viridiplantae; Streptophyta; Magnoliopsida; Asterales; Asteraceae. The coding region runs from base 436 to 1662 and encodes 408 amino acids. The transcript has 15 exons. The record is from RefSeq and is a predicted model, not a curated record.
GAUUAAAUGAAAAAGUCGUCUAAAUUAUUUAGAGUGGGGAAAAAUACCAUAUUGUCUUCAUCAUUAUCAAUUAUCAACUUGUGAAUAUUUAUCAUUAUCAACUUGAAAUCAUUCCAUUCACCACCACCAAGCGGCACACAAGUUCUUCACUUGUUGACACCCAAAUUCUCUUUUUGUUGAAAAAGUCAUCAAGAUCACAUUUUUCAGACACCCUUUUGAUCCAAGAAUCUUUAAGAUUAAAGCUGUUAAACCCACGUUGGUUUCGUCGAAAUAGUCUUAAAAAGCUGUUUCAGUUUACCAAGUGUUGUUUAGGUAUACCGUAUACGCACAUCUUGUUCUGCCGAUCUGAGCUGUCUUUUUGUCAUUUCUUAAUUAAACGCUUGGGUUUAACCGUAGAAUGCAAGCCAAGUUUAUAGUAUAAUUUGUCCUGACACCAUGAAAAUUGAUGAGUAUAAAAGAAGAGGAAGCUCUAUACGUCGAAAACCGAACGAAUCUAUGAGGGCUAUUGUAACAAUCACAGUUGGUGUUGUUUUUGGCUUCUAUAUUGGAGUAUCGUUUCCUGCCUUUGCACCAUCAAAGCUCAAACUUGUACCUUCGAUUGAUACAUUCCUUGGUGACUCAUAUUCGGGCCAAUCUACACAAACCAUAUUAAAUGUGAUUUCUGUCACGAGGGACAACGUCUCAACCGAAGCUCAAAAACUCGAUGAUCCUUCAGAGAUUUUCGUCUCAACUAACCCUCGGGGUGCAGAAAGACUACCUCCGGCUAUAAUCGCUUCCGAAUCAGACUUUUAUCCUAGAAGGUUAUAUGGUAGACCUAGUGAGGACCUAACGUUAAAACCAAAGUAUCUUGUAACUUUCACCGUUGGUUAUAAUCAGAAAGAGAACAUUGACCAAACAGUAAAAAAGUUUUCAGACAACUUUACGAUCCUUUUGUUCCAUUACGAUGGCCGAACAACCGAAUGGGAUGAAUUUGAAUGGUCAAAACGAGCGAUUCACAUAAGUGUUCCCAAACAAACAAAAUGGUGGUACGCAAAAAGAUUUCUGCAUCCUGAUAUUAUUGCGCCAUACGAGUACAUAUUCAUAUGGGACGAAGAUCUGGGAGUUGAGAAUUUCGACGCUGAAGAAUACAUUAAACUUGUGAGGAAGCACAAAUUGGAGAUAUCACAGCCUGGUUUGGAUCCAAGUAGUAAGGGUUUGACGUGGCAGAUGACCAUGAGACGAGAAGAUCUUGAAGUUCAUAAGGAAGCUGAGGAGAAGCCGGGUUGGUGCAAUGACCGACAUCAGCCUCCGUGCGCAGCAUUUGUGGAAAUUAUGGCUCCUGUGUUUUCUCGAGAGGCUUGGCGUUGUGUGUGGCAUUUGAUUCAGAACGAUUUGGUUCAUGGAUGGGGUCUUGACUUUGCCCUACGAAAAUGUAUCGAGCCUGCAUAUGAAAGAAUUGGAGUUGUAGAUGCACAAUGGAUUGUUCAUCAAGGCAUACCUUCGCUCGGAAACCAGGGCAACGAAGAGAAUGGAAAAACUCCAAGUGUGAGAGAUAGGUGCAAAAACGAGUGGAAAAUGUUUCAAGAUCGUGUAGCAAAUGCAGAAAAGGACUAUUACAAGUCGGUGGGUGUUGGAUCGAUGGAUCAUGAAGCGAAUUGGGUGACACCCGAUAGAAUUCAAUAGUGUUUUAGAGAUUAGUAGUAUGUUUAGUUCCUAUCAAUCCCAUAGUAUAUGAUUUUAGAGGCAAAUCUUUACUAUAUACACAACCUUUCUUUAUGUUUCUUCAUAGAGUAAUCAUAACGGUGGCGGUGAUGGGUGGUUGCACCGUGUUUAUAUGAUAUAUCGUGAAUCGUGAUGGUUA